Molecule: messenger RNA, 425 nt
Organism: Rosa chinensis
Lineage: Eukaryota; Viridiplantae; Streptophyta; Magnoliopsida; Rosales; Rosaceae
Product: glycosyltransferase BC10-like
Exons: 4
Coding region: 12-251 (79 amino acids)
Cellular component (GO): membrane
Molecular function (GO): glycosyltransferase activity
Source: RefSeq, a predicted model, not a curated record
ACAAUCCAAAAAUGGAUCCUGUUAUUCCUGUACAAAACUGGAGAAAAGGAUCUCAGUGGGUUGUAUUGACGAGGAAGCAUGCAGAGGUUGUAGUGAAAGACGAUACAGUGUUUCCUAUGUUUCAGUUGUAUUGUAAGAGGAAGUCGUUACCUGAGUUUUGGCGGGAUCAUCCUGUUCCGGCCGAUAACUCCAAGGAGCACAAUUGCAUUCCAGACGAGCAUUAUGUUCAGACAAUACUGGCUGUAAGAUAAAUUCCUGUUUAACCACUGUGAGCCUGAUUUAUUAAUAGAGUUUAAGUUGGUUUUUCCUCAAUGUUGAAACUGUACAAAGCCUUCUUCACCAUAAGUCUUUGCAUCACCUUUUUUGUAGGUAUAUCCUAGCUAGCUUCUUUCUAGGAUUAAAUAUCUAGGUCAGAUAUAUUUAUG